GACUUUAUUGAUCGCUAUGCUGAAGCAAGUUGUUCGCUGGCCGUUCCUCAUAACAAUGUGAAAAUACACGCGAAUGUAAGAAAGUGUAUAAAGGAAAAUAAAUACGACUGUGUUUAAGUGGAGAAAAAUGAAGGAUCAUAUUUCUACAUGUAUUGUAUCUGUUUGCUACAUAAUGAAAACGGAUAUUAAGCGUCUGUGGACCUCUGAUUAUUUGUUAAUUGACAUGGAAAAAGGUUAGAGAAGCUGAUAAAAGCUGUAAAAACGCGAGAAAAUGAUUCCUCCGCACCUGAUGGUGGGUGGGGUUGGGUGAUCGUGUUUGCGGUUUUUACAGGGAACUGCCUCAUGGAUGGAUGUAUAGGCUCGUACGGGAUAUUCUACCCGGAGAUAAUGAGAACAUUCAACUCGGGACCAGUUGUGACCUCCAUGGCUGGUUCGCUUUUACCAGCCGUACAUAUGAUUUCAAGCCCUGCGGUGGGUAGAAUGAGCAUGAAGUAUGGAAGUCGCCCAGUGUGUUUUGCAGGCAGUUGUAUAGGUGGUCUUGGAUUGGUUUUAGCAUCAUUGUCAAACAAUAUAGCUGUGUUCAUGAUCACAUUUGGAGUUAUAUUGGGAAUCGGUAUGAGCAUGAACUUUCUGCCAGGCCACGUGAUCACAAAUAAU
This is a messenger RNA of Ruditapes philippinarum (Manila clam), 657 nucleotides long. RefSeq names its product monocarboxylate transporter 4-like. NCBI's taxonomy places the organism in Eukaryota, Metazoa, Mollusca, Bivalvia, Venerida, Veneridae. Gene Ontology annotation, biological process: monocarboxylic acid transport; transmembrane transport. The record is from RefSeq and is a predicted model, not a curated record. Gene Ontology annotation, molecular function: monocarboxylic acid transmembrane transporter activity.